Camellia sinensis is the source of this 1085-nucleotide messenger RNA. Lineage: Eukaryota; Viridiplantae; Streptophyta; Magnoliopsida; Ericales; Theaceae. The record is from RefSeq and is a predicted model, not a curated record.
UCUGUCAGUAUAUAUUACUUGGGUUGGUAGGGUUUUCAUCUCUUCUUUCUUCUGACCCUCAUCAUAUAAUUUAGAGGGAGGGGGAGAUAGGAAGAUGAAAAAACUUAUGCAACAAGAAGUGGCAUAUGAUCACAAACAAAAUGAUGAUGAUGAUGAUGAUGAACUAAUUCUAAAGAACAACAGCCAACAGUUUGUAAGGAUUACGGAAGUACCUGAGCUUUCUUUGUCUCAAACACAGCCUGAUCAGCUUAUUUCUGAAUACUCCUCCAGUCUUUGUAGAAAGAGAAAGUCCCAGUCAGAUCAAACUAGUGUUGAUCUUCAUCUUCAAGAUCCCUUGCCAUUGGAUUGGGAGCAAUGCCUUGAUCUUCAAUCAGGAAGAAUGUACUAUCUAAACAGAAAAAGCUUGAAGAAGAGUUGGGAGAGGCCUAAGGAGCAAAAGCUAGACCUUGAGCUCAACAUCUCAAGCUUUUCUCAACAAUGCAAUGCCUCAGAAAAGCUUCAAGGCUCAAAGAAGCUCCAAUCUUCAAGAACUAGCACUAGCACUAGUAGUAGUAGUAGUAGUAACAUGGUUGCUUUGGCUUGUUUGAAUUGUCAUCUACUUGUUAUACUCUCUAAAUUAUCUCCAUCCUGCCCCAACUGCAAGUAUGUCCACUUGCUACCAAUCCAACAACCACCACCACCAUCUAAAGUCGCAGCCACUGUUGUCAAGUCGUUGGACACCUUAAGCCUCUUGAACUAAUUGAAUCGAGGUGCCAACGCAUGUCAUAACCAAAAUCCCCACCCAAAAAGAGGAGGUGGAAGCACUAGAUAGUUGAUAAGAAUCAACUCUUUGGUAUUACCAUGCUAUGUUUGCUUUUGGAUGAUGUAUCUGAAUAAGUGACUAAAAAUACAAUAGUUCUCUUUUUUUACUUGAUAUAGAUUCCCAUCUCGAGGUGUAAAAUAGGCCCAACUGUUCUUCAUGUUGGAUUGGUCAUGGUUCGGUUUCAAUCCGUGUCAGAGUUAUGUCAUGCAAAUUGAGCUAGUUUGUGCCUUAUGCAAUGUCAUGCCCAAUCAUGCCAACAUUUAUAGUCUCUAAAAUAUGCAAU